AUGGCCAAAGAGUCUACGGAUCAGGGCGACACCAGCAAUCUGAAGGGGAAAGAGGAGAGUCGCGAUGGGCGGGACACGGUGGAGGAAGAAAGUGUGGACGACAGCGAAGAGGAGAGCGACGACGAAGACGAAGAGGAAGACGAGCCCAAGCUGAAAUACGCCCGGUUUACGAGUCAUCUGGGUCCGGUAUACCGGAACGGAGAUGCCACAAGCUGUUUUAUGGUUGCGGGGGACAAGAUGAUCAUCGGAACACAUAAUGGAAAUAUCCACGUAUUUUCACUGCCAACCUUCCAACCACUACGAGCAUACCGGGCUCAUACCGCGUCGACCUCAAGCAUCUCUAUAUCUCCCUUUCCUCCGCCAAGAGCGACUCCGGUUCCAGAGGCAGUAAGCAGAGUGGUAUCUCAAGCCCAAACACCUAGAAGGACCCCAUCGACAUCUUCGGAGGCCACUGCGGCCAGCCCACGUGGGCCUCGAAUGACCCAGCUCAUUGCGAACACACCUUCCAACGCCAUAUACAUUGCUACUUCUUCAAUCGACGGGAACGUCUGUGUGCAGUCAUUGGUAGAUGUAAAGGAUGUUCAGCUCAGGAAUUUUGGGAGGCCGGUGCAAGCGGUAGCUAUCUCGCCGGACUACAAGAACGACAGAACAUAUAUUUCUGGCGGGCUGGCAGGCAAUCUCGUUCUCACAGUCGGAGCAAAAUCCGGGGCUUCUCAAUCCACAACCACAGGGACAGCUGCCGCUACAGCAUCGGGCUGGCUAGGGGCUAUUGGACUUGGUGGAAAUGCUGGGAAAGACACAGUAUUGCAUUCGGGAGAAGGUACUAUCAGUACUAUCAAAUGGUCACUCUCCGGGAAAUAUGUCUUGUGGAUCAACGAGCAUGGUGUCAAGAUCAUGCGGACGCAUUUACAUCUGGAUAGUGCAGAUCUAGAGUCGGCUUGGAAAAGAAUAGGUCAUGUGGACCGGCCCCAGGAUAACGGUUGGGAGGAAAUGGCUGGUGUUUGGAAAGGACGGGCCGAAUGGAUUGACGAAAAAAGUCUCGAAACAGACGACGACGACAGAGCUCGCGAAACAUCAGUCGCGUCUCCUGCUACAGCAAAGUUGAAGCAGCAGGCAUCGAAAAGUGGCCAACGAAUUGAAAAGUUGGUUGUGGGGUGGGGAGGCACGGUAUGGAUCAUCAACGUGCAUCCUGGGGGUGUAGGUGUUGGUAAAAAUAUUGGGGAAAGGUCGGUUGGAAAGCCGGAGAUCAUCAAAAUUCUACGCAUGGAUUGCAUUAUUUCUGGAUUGUCGUUAUAUACCCCAACUUUGCUUCUUGUACUUGCUUACGUUACACCGGGAGGGGACGAGGAGGACGAAGUAGCUCCCAAGGGACACAACUCCAAGGCAUCGACAGGCUCCUCCAGCAGCGAGCCUCGCGGUGGUAUUCGUCGUCGACAGAAUGCCAGGUCUCCUGAGCUUCGUCUCAUUGACCUCAACUCGUCCCAAGAAGUCGACACCGACACCCUUACUGUCAGCCGAUUUGAAAGACUGUCGGCGACUGACUAUCAUCUUGGUGUACUGCCCGCUGCACGUGCUACCUCAGUAACCCAGUCCUCACGUAGUACGUUAGAGACUUUGGCGGGCAUGGGCAGCGGGAUGUGGAAUGCUACAAUUAAUGCAACGACUCUGCUCAGUUCGAGCGCCAGCGUACGGAGUAAUGGCAGCAAGGGCUCCGACACGAAGCAAAGUGCAGCAAGCAGUGCUCGAGGCAGACCCGGAACACGCAGUCCAUCAGCCCACCCACACAUUGUGGUGCCAGGGAUGAAAAUCUUUAUACACAGUCCCUAUGACUGCAUACUGGCUACCAAAAGAGAUCUCUCGGAUCAUUUGUCGUGGCUCCUAGAACACGAGAAGAACCAAGAAGCCUGGGAACUGAUAGACGAGCAUCCCGAGGUCAUCGCGGCAUCUCCAGAGAAGCUUGCCGAGAUUGGGCCCGGGACGCCUGAAAAGAAACAGCAGAGUACCGAUGACUUUUACGACGAUACUUCGACAGUGAACUCUGCCAGUAAAUUGAUCAACUCUUCGGUCGAAAAAGAGAAACGUCGUGUUGGUGAGCUCUGGAUCCAGCAAUUGAUCAAAGCUCGCGAUUGGGUCGGUGCUGGUAGAGUAUGUGGCAAAGUGCUUGGUACUGCCCAGCAAUGGGAGGAGUAUGUCUACACUUUUGUCGGUGCUGGAAAGUUUGACGAGAUUACAAACUAUAUUCCGACAACACAAAUGAGCCCUCCGUUGAAGUCUGAAAUCUUCGAGGUAAUCUUGGGCCACUACGCUGCACGCAAUCGGCCGAGAAUAAGGGAGCUGUUGGAUCAGUGGCCACCCGAUCUUUUCGACAUCAAGAGUAUCACGACCGUACUUGAGAACCAGAUCAAGUAUCGCGAUCUUCGUGAAGACAGUGUUGAAGAUGGCGAGGUCGGGAGAGAUUGGCGAAUCGUGAUGGAGAGUUUGGGUAAGCUUCACGUUGCCGCUGGACGUCCGCGAGAAGCACUGAAAUGCUACAUAAGGCUGCAAGAUGCCGACACGGCGAUGUUCCUGAUCAAGGAGUAUCAUCUGGUUGAUGCUGUUGCUGAUGAUAUUCCGGGAUUAAUCUUUCUUCGCGUCUCGAAGGAACAGAAGCGUAGUGCUUCUGUCGCCGAGCUGCAGGAAUUGACAUCGGAAGCGAUUUCGCUACUAGUAGAUGAGGCGCAGCAUGGCCUGGUCAGUCCACAGGUUGUCGUGAACCAGUUACAAGAAAAGAACAUGACUCUCUAUCUCUUCUUCUACGUCAGCUCGCUAUGGAGAGGCGACGGUAUCAAAGAACAUCAAGGCGAGACUCGAGAAAGGCUCGUCUCGGAGAGUAAAUCUCUCGUCGACGACCUAGCCGAUCUCGCCGUCCACCUCUUUGCCCUUUAUGACCGAGACCUUCUAAUGGACUUCCUCAAGUCCUCCACCUUUUACACGUUUGAAACCGCGACACAAGAAUGCGAAGACCGUGACUACAUCCCCGAACUAGUUUAUCUCUACUCUAAAACUGGGCAGCCUAAGCGUGCCCUGCUCCUGAUCAUCGAGCGCCUUAACGAUGUCUCGCAAGCAAUCUCUUUCUGCAAAGCGCAGGACGACACGGAUCUAUGGACCAACCUCCUCGACUACUCAAUGGACAAGCCGCGAUUCAUCCGCGGCUUGCUCGAGGAAGUAGGCACAGCCAUCGAUCCUAUCACACUCGUGCGUCGCAUCCCAGAAGGUCUCGAAAUCGAAGGCCUUCGUGAGGGACUGGGCAGAAUGAUAAAGGAGUACGAAAUUCAACACAGCAUCUCCUUAGGCGUGGCCCGCGUUCUUCGGGGCGAGGUCGCGCUCGCGCAAAUGACGCUAAGAAGCGGGCAAAGAAAGGGCGUUAAGUUCGACGUGGUCAGGAAACAAGAGGACCACAUAGAUGUCGAGGCCUCCGAUGUCCCAACCAACACUGAUGGAGUGGCUUCCUCGAAAAUCGCGCGCGACUUCACCGAAGCCGCUACAGCUCCGGCACUGCCCGCGCCGGGCCAUUGCGUAGGCUGCCGCAACCCGUUCUCGGGCCAGGAAAUGGAGACAUUGGUCGGGUUUGCGUGUGGACACGUGUUUCACUUGACCCAUCUGCUGAACUUCACGAGUGAGGGGAAUGGCGGGAGGCCGUUAACGCCGCCUGAUGUAGAGCGGGACGAGAAUGGGGAAUGGAGGCAGGGAGACGAGGGGACACAUAGUGUUGGCGCCAAGGUUACGCAUGCGAGGCUGCUAAGGGAUCGAAUCCGCGACGGAUGUCCGGUUUGUGUGGGAGCAAAGGAGUUAAUAGUGUAG
Messenger RNA from Drepanopeziza brunnea f. sp. 'multigermtubi' MB_m1, 3840 nucleotides. RefSeq lists its product as uncharacterized. The record is from RefSeq and is a predicted model, not a curated record. Gene Ontology annotation, cellular component: HOPS complex; late endosome. Gene Ontology annotation, biological process: intracellular protein transport; cellular response to starvation; vesicle-mediated transport. Gene Ontology annotation, molecular function: protein binding. NCBI's taxonomy places the organism in Eukaryota, Fungi, Ascomycota, Leotiomycetes, Helotiales, Drepanopezizaceae.